This is a messenger RNA of Lichtheimia ornata, 1416 nucleotides long. RefSeq lists its product as uncharacterized. NCBI's taxonomy places the organism in Eukaryota, Fungi, Mucoromycota, Mucoromycetes, Mucorales, Lichtheimiaceae. Gene Ontology annotation, cellular component: SAM complex; outer membrane. Gene Ontology annotation, biological process: protein insertion into mitochondrial outer membrane. Bases 1 to 1416 code for a protein of 471 amino acids. The transcript is spliced from 8 exons. The record is from RefSeq and is a predicted model, not a curated record.
AUGGAACCCAAUAAUUCGGAACCAACAAGACAAGAAUCGGCAGCAGCACGCGCAUUGUUUGAUCUGUUGCAAGCAACUGCUGCUUCCGGUGUCCAUAUCAAUGCGGUGACAUUUCUUGGUGCCAAGACGACUCGUCGCAGCUUUUUGGAGAAGAUCGUUGAGCCUGUUCUAGAAGGAAAAACAGUGGCAGAUGUCAUCAAUCGAUCACAAGAAACAGCACACCAACUACAACGCUUCCAAAUCUUUGAUGAUGUACAACUACUACUGGAUAGAGCAUCGGACAGUGAUCCAUUAGCAGCACCAGGAUCCAUCAACGUGAUAUAUCGUCUCAAAGAACGAAGCCGGCUAUUCAUCAAAACAGGCACAGAAAUUGGAAACAAUGAAGGCAGCAUGAGUGGCUCUUUAACGUUGCGCAACAUCUUCGGUGGUGCAGAAAUGCUUGAAUCCUCCGCAUCAUUUGGUACUCGCAAUAGCUCGGCAUUCCAGUUUGUUCUUUCAAAACCUGUGAAUGGUUCACCUGACGCACAAGUGGAUAUCAAUGCACACAGUGUUCUCCAAAACAACCAGCUUACGAGCUCUUACGAGGAACUAGCACGAGGUGUUGGCUUACGAUAUAAGCUUGCCACACGUUUUGGAUACCAUGAAUUGAGUUAUGAUACUACCUGGAGGUCCAUAGAUCGUAUCGCAGAUACAGCGUCUCUCAGCAUUCGUAACCAAGCUGGCCACUCUCUCAAAUCAUCACUGAAUCACGUGUUUAUCCAGGAUCGCCGUGAUGACUUUUUAUUGCCCUCCAAUGGUUACUAUGUAAGAUGUUCGCAAGAACUAGCAGGAGUACUCGGCAUUGGCAACGCAAAGUUUUUCAAGACCGAUCUUCAAGCACAAUAUUGUCAUCAGGUUGGUGGCGGCCAACUUCUCAAGGAUAAGGAAACAGGCGAGCUGCUAGGCUGGCAUCCUGGAUUGGUAUUCAGCUUAGGAUUGCGUGCUGGAUGGAUGGCUACCUAUGGAGAAAAUGCUGUGACAGUAUCAGACAAGUUCAUGCUUGGUGGUCCGUCAUCCGUUCGUGGUUUCAAGACAUCUGGUAUUGGACCUCGAGAUUAUCGUGAUGCCUUGGGUGGUGAUGCUUUUUGGGCGGUUGGUCUUAGUGCCAUUGCACCAGUACCACGAUGGGAGAGCAAGCCUUUACGACUACAUGCUUUCAUUAAUGCUGGUACACUUGUGCCAUGGAAUAUGGGUACAAAUGUCAAGGAUAAUGCUCGAUCGUUGAUUAAGGCACCUAGUACUGCUGUAGGCUUGGGUUUCAUUUAUCGUCAUAGUAUUGCUCGUUUGGAGCUUAAUUACUGCAUUCCUUUGACUGCAAGCAGGAACGAUUUUGUAAAGCGUGGUCUUCAAUUUGGUUUAGGCUUAGACUUUUUGUAA